Messenger RNA from Phytophthora sojae, 3409 nucleotides. RefSeq lists its product as hypothetical. Gene Ontology annotation, cellular component: cytoplasm; SUMO activating enzyme complex. Bases 1 to 3375 code for a protein of 1124 amino acids. The record is from RefSeq and is a predicted model, not a curated record. Gene Ontology annotation, molecular function: SUMO activating enzyme activity. Gene Ontology annotation, biological process: protein sumoylation. NCBI's taxonomy places the organism in Eukaryota, Oomycota, Peronosporomycetes, Peronosporales, Peronosporaceae. The transcript is spliced from 3 exons.
AUGGAGGCCACGCAGCAGUUGGAGAAGGAUGCGGGCUUCAUGGACAAGUACAGUCGCCAGAUCGGCGCCUUCGGGCUCGAGACCAUGGCCAAGCUGGUGAAGCUCAAGGUGCUCAUCGUGGGGCUCCAGGGCGUCGGCAUCGAGUGCGCCAAGAACUUGAUCCUCGCGGGCCCCGGCGCCAUCACGCUGCACGACGACGGCAUCGCGGAGAUCAAGGAUCUGGGCGCCAACUUCUUCCUGACGGAGCAGGAUGUGGGCCACCCGCGCGCCUCGGCGGUCUCGCACAAGCUGGCGGAGCUCAACAAGAUGGUGUCGGUGGCCGUGCACAAGGGCCCGCUGACUGAAGAGGUGGUGGCCAAGCACAACGUGGUGGUCUUCUCGCACACGAGCCGCAAGGAGCUCCUACGCUGGAACCACUUCUGCCGCCAGCAGUCGCCGCAGAUCGGCUUCAUCACGUGCGACAUCCGCGGCGCCUUUGGGUACGCGUUCACGGACUUUGGUGAUGAGUUCAAGGGUUUCGACGCCACGGGCGAAGCGCCGAUCACGCGCAUCAUCACGGACAUUACGAACGACAAGGACGGCGUGCUGAGCAUUUUGGGCCCCGAUGAGGACGGCAAGAUGCACGAAAUGCCCGACUCGGACCACGACGGUUGGAUUGAAAUCAGCGACGUGCAGGGCAUGAAGCUCAAGACGGACCCGAACCAGUCUAUUAACACGAUGGGCCCGCGUCGUAUUAAGUUCGCCAACAAGAAGGUGUUCCGCAACGGCAAGCAGACGGAAGUCUUUGAUGCCUACCGCCUAAAGAUUGGCGACACGUCGGAGUUCACGCCGUACGAAGGCGGAGGUGUUUUCACCCAGCACAAGAAGUCAUUCACCGUGAAGUUCAAGUCGCUGGAGGAAUCGCUCGUCUCGCCUGUGCCUGCUGGCGAAUUCGGACUCAUGUUCACGGAUGGAGCCAAGUUCGGACGUGCGGAGCAGCUUCACGUGACCACGUGGAGUCUCAUGGAGUUCGAGGAGCGCCACGGACGCUACCCGGAGCCUCACAACGAUGCGGACGCCGAUGAAGUUGUAGCAAUCGCGAAGGAGGGCAUUCAGCACCUUUCGGACUUCACUCGUGAUGGCGCUCACAAGCAGGAAGUGAUGCAGCUCGAAGAACUUGAUGAAAAGAUUGUACGACAGGCGGCUCUGUAUGCUGCGGUUGAAUUGCAUCCUCUGGCAGCUUUCUACGGAGGUGUCAUCGCUCAAGAGGUUGUUAAGUUCACCGGCAAGUUCACGCCGCUGAAGCAAUGGCUGCACCUGGAUUCGUUUGAGGUGCUGCCCGAUGAGCGCCCGAUCGACGCGAAGCCGAUUGGUUCGCGUUACGACCACAUUAUCACGGCGUUCGGUCUUUCGUUCCAGCAGCAGCUAGGAAAUAUUCGCACUUUCCUUGUGGGAUGCGGAGCGCUCGGCUGCGAGUACCUGAAGAACUUUGCCAUGAUUGGCGUUGCGUGUGGCGAGAAGGGUCUUGUGACUGUCACGGACAAUGACCGCAUCGAAGUGAGCAACUUGAACCGUCAGUUCCUCUUCAGAGAGCACAAUGUGGGUCAGCCGAAGUCUGUGGCUGCUACGGCUGCUGUGCACCAAAUGAACGCUGACCUCAAGGUGAAGACUCUGGAGCAGCUUGUUGCCCCGCACACUGAAAAUGUGUUUGACGACGACUUCUGGACUGACUUGUACGUCGUCACGAACGCCCUGGACAACGUGAAGGCGCGUCUGUACGUUGACAGCAAGUGCGUGUUCCACAAGCUGCCACUCCUGGAGAGUGGCACGCUUGGCACGAAGUGCAAUGUGCAAGUGGUGAUCCCAUACAAGACGCAGAGCUACGCUGAUGGUCCUAAGGAUGCUGAGGGUGACGGCAUUCCGAUGUGCACGCUGCGAAACUUCCCGUCGCUGAUCGAGCAUUGUAUUGAGUGGUCGCGUGCCCAGUUCGAAGACCUUUUCGUUGUGCCUUCCGCGGAGGCGAAAAAGUUCGUGGAAGACCGCGCUGCGUACCUUGACCAGGUUAAGAAGGCUACGCUGGAAAACCCGAACCCGAAGCUCAUGUCAGCAGCAAUUGUUCAGGAGCUCGAGCGUCUUCGCGGCCUGCGUUCCACACUGCAAACAGCGAAGGAUAUUACAUUCGAGAAGUGUGUUACACUGGCCUUUGAGCUCAUGACGUCGCGCUUCCGGGACCGCAUUCUGCAGCUGAUCCACAACUUCCCGGAGGACCACUUGACCAACUCGGGAGAGAAGUUCUGGUCAGGCGCGAAGCGUUUCCCUCAGGCUGUCGACAAGUUUGACCCGGAGAACCCUCUACACCUUAACUUUGUGCGUGCCACUGCCAACAUUCUGGCCGUCUCCUACGGAAUUCAGCCCCCGCCUGAGGAGAAGCUGGUCCCUGCUGAUUCGAAGUGGCGUGACCCAGCCACGUAUGAGGAUCUCAGCAGCAAGUAUGUCCCGCCGACUUGGAAACCGUCGAAUGAAAAGAUUGCGGCUGACUCGGACGAGAUCAAGCGUCUGGAGCAGGAGAAGAUCAAGAACUCGAACGACUCCGAUAAGAAUGAGCUUAUUGAGCUGCUCAACGAGCUCGAGACGCUUGACCUCUCGGGUCUGUCGUUCGAGCCUGCUGACUUCGAAAAGGAUCAGGACAUGAACUUCCACAUCGACUUCAUCUACGCGGCGUCGAACUUGCGGGCCUUCAACUACCGCAUCCGCGACGCGUCGCGCCACAAGUGCAAGAUGAUUGCGGGCAAGAUUAUCCCGGCCAUUGCAACGACGACGGCGUCAGUGACCGGUCUCGCUAUGCUGGAGAUGCUCAAGCUGGUUCAGCGGAAGGAGCUGGAAGCAUUCAAGGACUCGUCCAACUCUCUGGGUCUGAACAUGUACUUGAUGCAGGAGCCCGCAGCACCUGCUCGUGCCAAGGACGAGUACGACGUGGUGGAGAUGUCGGAGGUCAAGUGCAAGCCCCCUGGAUUCACGAAGUGGGACUCAACGCUGAUCGAGUUGUCGUCUGAGUCGACUCUCGAAGAUUUUCUGGCGCAGUUCAAGGAAAAGACCGAGCUCAACUGCGACUUGCUGUUUCACCGUGUUGCGGAAAUGGGCAACACUGGCGCGGCCGACAAGGACCUGCGUUACCGUACCGUCAGUGGUUUGAUGCUGUACGACCGCAACGCUUACGGCAAGGCCCUGAAGGAGCUCUACGCCAGCCAAAUGACGAAGCCUCUGCGGGCUUUCGUGGAAUCACGCUACGAAGGUCUCGUGGACUGCAGCCGCAAAUACAUUGAGCUGCAGACGUCGUGCUCCGACGACGAUGGCAACGUGUUCAAGGUGCCGACGGUCAUCUGCAAGUUCAGCUAAAGAGGGUCAGAGCGAGAAGAAUUGCUGCAGUGAU